GAGGGACAAAGCCGCGGCGUGAGGCGGGGCGUCGCCACGGGAACCACGGGACGGGGCGGCGGAGGGCGCGUGAUGGAACUCGGCGCGAUGAUCGCCCCGCGGGGUUCCGGCCGCGCUCCGGGCCGACAUGGCCGCAGCGCCGCACUCCCUCACAGAUCCGUCCGUUUCUCCAUACGUUCCUCACACACGCAGUUAUUUGUGUAGACUCCCAGUGCAAAAGCACAGACCGUCAGCGAGGAGCAGGGCCCGGCUGCCACGAGGGCUCCGCUCCGCUCCGCGACCGGAACGACAGAGCCGCGAUGAGCGGGGCUGCGGCAGCGGCGUGGCCGGGAAGGGACGGGCGCGACGCGGGGCUGUGCCGAAGUCAGCCCGUCACCCCACGGCAGAGCUCCGUCCGGAGCCCGCGCUGCAGCGCCGCCUCGAGAGCGGAGCCGUGACGGCGGAGCUCCUUCGCUCCCGUUACGCGGCGCUCCGGGCCCGGCUGUGCGCAGCCGCGGAGGCUGAGGGCGGUGCGGCCCCGCCUGACGGAGUCGUCGCUGCUCUCGGCUCCGUGCCAGGCCGCCCACGGAGCUCCUUCGCAGCGCGACCCGUCCUGGAGGCAGCUCCCGCCUGGGAAACUGGCUCAAGGAGUUACUAUGAAGUGCCCUGGACCUCCACAGACCCCAAGGCUUGCCUGCUUCCUGGAAAAUGCCUUAGUCAGAGAGGCUAGGGUUUGGAAAGUGCCCGUUUUCCAGAACCUUACCCUGAAGGGUACAGAUAUCUCUCCCUCAUGUUAUGAGAAAACCAUACUCUGGAUUGCAGAAAUAAGCUCUCAGUUCCAGCUUCACUCUGAAACUUUUGCUUUAUCUAUCAGCAUCCUUAACCGGUUGUUAGCAUCAGUAAAGGCUCGACUGAAAUAUCUUCAGUGCAUAGCAAUAUCCUGCCUUGUCCUUGCAGCAAAAACCAACGAAGAAGAUGAGGUAAUACCAUCGGUGAAGACGCUUGCAGUGCAGAGUGGCUGUAAACGCUCUCCAGCUGAGAUCUUGAGAAUGGAAAGAAUUAUACUAGAUAAGCUUCACUGGGAUCUUUACACAGCAACACCAAUGGAUUUCCUACACAUUUUCCAUGCCAUGGUGAUGUCCAACUGGCCCCAUCUACUAAACGGGCUGCCUCAGACGAAUCCUUCUCGCCACGUUGCAUUCUUGACCAAACAGCUACAGCACUGUAUGGCUUGCCACCAACUAGUGCAGUUUAAGGGCUCCACAUUGGCUUUGGUGAUCAUCACCUUAGAGCUGGAGAGGCAGACUCCUGAUUGGUUUCCUGUUAUUACUGAUCUGCUAAAAAAAGCACAGGUAACUUGCACUGAAUUCACACACUGCAAAGAGCUCGUGGAUCAAGAGCUAAUGCACUUAGAGCCAUCCAACGCCAUUUAUAUUUUUUGUCCCAUCACUCCAGCCAUCCAGGGCGAUACUGAGGCCAAGUUUCCCUGCUAUUACUCUUCUGAACUGAAGAAUUCUCAUCAAGUGAGGCUGCAGGUCGCUGCAAGGCAGCCAGUUUCAGCGGCUGUCAUGUCUGCUACAGCCCAAAUCCCUGAUGGCACCAUGGAGACAGAUGAAUGCUACGAUGGAUUCAGAUACCUGUACAGUGAGGACAGGGGAGCAGAUGGUGGGAGGGGGCACAUGGGUGGCUUGUGCCCUCAGCUGAGGUCUGGAGGAUGCAGCUCCCCAUGUCCUCCCCUGCAGCCACCUGGAAGGGAAUAGU
This is a messenger RNA of Lagopus muta (rock ptarmigan), 1740 nucleotides long. It is a transcript of the gene CCNI2, whose product is annotated as cyclin I family member 2. The transcript is spliced from 7 exons. The record is from RefSeq and is a predicted model, not a curated record. Lineage: Eukaryota; Metazoa; Chordata; Aves; Galliformes; Phasianidae. Gene Ontology annotation, biological process: mitotic cell cycle phase transition; regulation of cyclin-dependent protein serine/threonine kinase activity. The coding region runs from base 636 to 1739 and encodes 367 amino acids. Gene Ontology annotation, cellular component: nucleus; cyclin-dependent protein kinase holoenzyme complex; cytoplasm. Gene Ontology annotation, molecular function: cyclin-dependent protein serine/threonine kinase regulator activity.